Messenger RNA from Danio rerio (zebrafish), 3157 nucleotides. The record is from RefSeq and is a predicted model, not a curated record. NCBI's taxonomy places the organism in Eukaryota, Metazoa, Chordata, Actinopteri, Cypriniformes, Danionidae.
CGGUUAACGCCUCGGCAGCGGUGGAUUCAAACGGAAGAUGAAAGAUGGCCACGGAGAAAGACACCGAUGUAAAUAAACGAGACAGAAGGGGCACUGUGUGCAAUGUUGUGAUCAAUCAAGAGUCCGAAACAGGCAGUAGUGGCGAGGGUCGGCCGCCCAUUAUCUUCAACCCCGACUUCUUUGUGGAGAAGAUGCGUCAUGAGCGUCCCGAAGCCUUCACCGAGCUGGUGCUGAGUAACAUCACCCGGCUCAUCGACCUCCCAGGGGCCGAAUUCUCACAGCUACUAGGCGACGAGGAACCCAAGACUCCCAACGCUGGCUUUUUCCGCUCCUUCAACUUCCUGAAACGUAAAGACAAAGGUGUUGUGUUCGGCAUGCCCCUCACAGAAGAAGGAAUAGCCCAGAUAUAUCAGCUCAUCGCUUACCUCAGCAAAAAUCUCCAUGUGCAGGGUCUGUUUCGAGUUCCUGGGAACAGUCUGAGGCAGCAGACGCUGAGAGAGCAGCUCAACAGUGGAGCCGAUAUUGACUUCGCCGCUGGUGACUUUCAUCCCAAUGACGUGGCCACGCUCCUCAAGAGUUUCUUGGGAGAAUUGCCUGAGCCCCUGCUGACCCACCGCCACCUGCACGCCCACCUGAAGAUCACAGAACUGACCACGUUUGACGAUGAAGGCAACAAGACGAGUUUUCCGGAUAAGGAGCGUCAGAUCGAGGCUCUGCAGCUCCUCCUCCUGCUUCUUCCCACCGCCAACCGAACACUCCUCAAGCUGCUGCUGGACCUGCUCUACCACACCGCCAAACAGCAGGACAAAAACAAGAUGUCUGCUCACAACCUGGCGCUCAUGUUCGGCCCGCACGUCAUCUGGCCCAAGAAUAUGAAUGCCAGUGACCUUCAGGAGAACCUGAAGAAGCUCAACAGCGGGAUGGCGUUUCUCAUCAAACACUCACAGAAGAUCUUUAGGGCUCCAGCGUAUCUGAGAGAACAUGCCAGACUCCAGUUCGCAAACACCAAAAUCCUUCAAUCCAAGGAUGAUCUGGAGCUGUUGUCGGUCAGCGGCUCUCCGUUCAUCAGCGCGUGUAAGAGGAGCGGAGAGAGAGUCCGCUUAGACUCAGAUAAUCACACAGAAGAGGCGCUGAAAGAGCUUUACAGGCACGUCACUGACAACAUGCCCAACUCCGCCAAGAAGAAGAAGCUCAUCAGACAGCUUGGCAAGCCGUCCACCCCUGGGACGCCUGUCAAUGAGAACCUGACGCCUAGCAGUAAGAAGCACGGCCGCUCUCGCUCCUUCGGUGGUCUCAUCAAGAGGAAGGUUUUGGGAGGUCAGCCGGCAGACAGGAGAGGGCGACACGUGUCUCCUCAGAGCGCUGCAGGUUUGGGGAAAGAAAACAUCAGCUCUGAAAUGGCCAACUGAACUCCACACUGCCAUCAGUAUCUCUGUCAAUUUUGUGAAUUCUGCCCGGAUACAGCAGCCCACCGCAGACAACCGGAGGAGACAGGAUGCAUCGUUUUAAUAUUUAACUUAUUUCCCUAAAUUCUGCAUAGUUUUAAUGUACUAAGGGUUGAAGCUAAUUUUCAUUUAAUAUGUGAAUAUUUCUUUUUUUUUUUAUUGACUGUAUAGUUUUAAACUGUUACAUCAGGUGCUCAUGGGUGGUAAACCACUAGUCAGCUACACUGGGCUUUAAAACUAACCCAUGAAAACACGAAAGCAGUGUGUAAAUGUGUAAAUAUAUAUAUAUAUAUAUUUGUGUGUGUGAGUGUGUGUGCUGAUAUCUGGGCCAUGUGUUAACUCCAAUUAAGCCACUAUAUGCUUUAGUACAAUUUAAAGCAGUGUUUUUUAACCACGUUCCCUGAGGACCACCAGCACUGCAUGCUUUGGCUGUCUCCUUUGUCGGUCACGUCCAUUACAGAUCUUUCAGUCUCUGCUAACAGGCUAAUUGUCUCUUUGAGUAAGGAAACAUAAAAAAAAAAUCUACAGAGCUGAUGGUCCUCCAGGAAUGUGGUUGAGAAACACUGCUUUAAAGAAAGCAUUUGUACAAUUUAAAGCAGUGUUUCUAAACCACGUUCCUGGAGGACCACCAGCACUGCAUGCAUUAGCUGUCUCCUUUAUCUGAAACACCCAUUACAGGUCUUUCAGUCUCUGCUAAUGAACUGAUGAUCUCUUUGGUUGAGCAAACAGGUAAAAUCAGCAGAGCUGGGGAUCUUCCAGAAACAUGGUUGAGAAGCACCGAUUUAAAGAAAGCAUUUGUACAGUUUAAAGCAGUGUUUCUCAACCACGUUCCUGGAGGACCACCAGCACUGCAUGCAUUAGCUGUCUCCUUUAUCUGAAACACCCGUUACAGGUCUUUCAGUCUCAGCUAAUGAGCUGAUGAUCUCUUUGGUUGAGCAAACAUGUAAAAUCAGCAGAAUUGGGGAUCUUCCAGAAACAUGGUUGAGAAGCACCGAUUUAAAGAAAGCAUUUGUACAGUUUAAAGCAGUGUUUCUCAACCACGUUCCUGGAGGACCACCAGCACUGCAUGCAUUAGCUGUCUCCUUUAUCUGAAACACCCGUUACAGGUCUUUCAGUCUCAGCUAAUGAGCUGAUGAUCUGAAUCAGGUGUGUUUGAUUAAGGAGACAUGGAAAAUGUGCAGUGCUGAUUGCGUGGUUGGGAAACACUGCUUCAAAGAAAGCAUUUACUCCGGAAAGUGUGUGUGUGUGUGUGUGUGUGUUACUGUUAUUUACAGCAGGUGAAUUUAGAAAGGCCGUUUGUUUACAUUUAUAUAGAUAUUGUCUUAAUAACACUGUGAACUUGAGGAAUACGGCAUUUGGGAUUAAAACGGGACGUUGAUUUUUAUACUUAUUAUCUUUUUGGUCAAGUUUUUCUUGCAAAUAGUCCACAAGUUCAGGAAUUUUCCAGUAUUUUGUGUGAAAAUGCAUGAUAGUGAAUGAUCAUUUUUGAUUCAUUCAUAUCUCGCAUGUUGAAAAGGGCUUAAAUCCGCCAUGUGUGUUUGUCGAACGCUGUUACGUUUUAUUUCCAGGGUUUGGGAUGUGUGUCGAGGGCCUCUGUGAAGUGUUUUGAAGGUCUCGUGUAUGUUACAGGUGUGCCGGAGGGAAAUUAUGGGAAGGAUUUUGGUGUGUUUGUGGAUAAAUGAGUGGGAAUUAAAGCAUGUGGAACACGGAAA